AUGUCGUUCCCUCAGACCACGCCUCUGCGGCCCUUGCCAGGCGCGUUCUUGAACACGCCUGCGGUGGCUUCGAGAUUUCAGUCUGGCUCUGACCCCGUGCGACGACAGCUAUUUCCGCCCCCUUCUAGUCAUCAACCUGGCGGCCAGGCUGGUGGAAAUUUGGCCUCUGGCGGGUUAUGCGCAACGGCGACAAAUGGCGGUGGUUUAGUUUCGUCGAGGUCCUCAACGGCUCUGACGCCGGCGAAUGCUGCUGGAGAUGCUGGCUUGGCUGCUUCCAAUCCGCCGCCGACGCCGCGGUUUGAAAAUGUGCCCCCAGUCGUGAAGGCUGCAAAGGCUAUUAAUGCCUUUUUACAAGCGGACGAGAGUUUCCCGGACCUGGAUUCGUAUUGCAGGCAGGGUGCUUCUUCCGAUUAUGAGCUCCCGAGAUCCGAAUCGUCUUGGGCCCCUUUCCACAAGACGCAAAUGUAUCCGAUUCCGAACCAAGUAUUCGAUCAUUACAAUGCGGGAGAACUUCAAACCUUGAUGGGGUUGUUUGCCGAGAUUAACCACGCCUGGGUUGUUAUUGACAAUUCCUUGUACCUGUGGGAUUACACUCACGCCGACCCUGAGCUGAUCGGAUUCGAAGAACAAACGCAUACUAUCCACGCAGUCGCACUGGUACCUCCGAAGCCGGGCAUUUUUGUCAAGACAAUUACACAUAUUCUUGUCGUCGCUACGUCAUCGGAGAUGAUCCUACUUGGUCUAUCAGCUACAGAAACGCCUGCUGGUACCAAGUCUGUCGCGCUAUAUCAGACCAAGAUGAACCUACCUCUGCGUGGCAAUGAUGUUCGCGUAAUUUCGGGAUCAGCCGAUGGCCGGAUCUUCUUUGGCGGUAGCAGCGACAUCGAUAUCAACGAGGUUUACUACCAAUCUGAGGAAAAGUGGUUCUCAAAUAGAUGCGGCAGAAUCAAUCACACAAACCCGGGAUGGGCAUCAGUAGUCUCGUUGCAGGCCAGUUUCUGGUCUCACAAAGAGCCUGAACACCUGGUCGACAUUGUUGUCGAUGACUCAAGAAAGCUUGUCUAUACGCUGUCAAGCAGAUCGACCAUUCGAACGUAUCACAUGGAUGCGCCUGACCGCUUGAACAAGGUCAUUGAGAAGGAGAAAAUCCACUGUCUGCGCGACAUUGCCCACAUGAUUACACAAUCCAAAUUGCUUACCGACAAGUUAAGAAUAGUAUCCAUAAGCCCAAUUACGAAGCAGGAGGCGUCCAAACUUCAUCUCAUGGCGCUGACUGACUCCGGCUGCCGACUUUUCUUCAGCGCUACAAAUGCGUCAUCGUACCUCUACGGAUCACAAUCCAACCUGGCGCCUCAAAGUAUGCAGGUGCAAUUUAUCAAAUUUCCGCCCAGCCAGAACGCUAGACGGUCGGGACAGUUUGCCCCGACUGGCCAGGCUGGAGAGUCAGUGGUCGAUCUGGAAUCGACCAUGCUCACGGCCAGCCGGCAAGGUAUUCGUUUUGCUCCUGGUUUCUUCUUGGACUUUGUGAGUAGCGGAAGCGAUGCCAAUAUAGACACCUUAUUUGUGUCUGCACCGGAGACGGGACGAAUCAAGCGCGUAUCGCCUACUACACCUCUACGAUACUUUGAGCAGGGGUGCUGGAUUAACAUUGGUAGCAGAGCGGAAGCCGUUGGGCUCAUCACCAAGCCCUUUGCUGCGGCCGCGCAGCCGCUCGGAUUCGGCAAUGAACUUGCAGUACAAUUCGACGAGCCCCCAAGCGAGUUUGCCGUUUUGACCAACACAGGAAUUCACGUCAUUCGUCGACGGCGUCUCGUUGACACCUUUGCUGCUGCAAUCCGCGACGCUCCCGGCGAUGAAGUUUUGGACACCAUUACACGCCGGUUGAUUCAGUUGUAUGGCCGGGUUGAGACCAUCUCAACGGCCCUUGCUAUUGCCUGCGGCCACGGCGGAGAUGGAAGGCCAGGCGCUACGAGGGCUAUCGAUCAGGCGACGGAGGACAGAGCCCGCGCCCUGUUUGUCGACUUUGGCGGCCAACCUACCAUGGCCGAGACCGACGGUACAGCGCUGACCACGGAAUCUGUCAAACUGUCUUCCCGCCAUGAUGCCCUGGCUCUCUAUCUAUCCCGUCUCAUCCGCAAGUUAUGGAAGGCACCCGUUGUCAGAACCGGAGUUUCGCCUACCGGUGGCAUGACAAUUGAUUCUGCGAUUCCCUUGUCCAAACUUGGCACCACUCAAGAAAAUUUGGAGAGGCUCCGGAGGUUCAUCGAGACCAACCGCGGUCUGAUACAGGGAAUGUCUGGCCCAUCUGAUCUCCAAAGGGUUUCUACGAGACAAGAGGAGGUUGCGCUACAGGCCGAACACCAAGCGUUGCAUGCUCUCCAGAAGAUGAUGGAGAGCAUUUCAGAAGGCAUUUCCUUUGUGCUGAUGCUUUUCGAUGAGCGAGUUGCCGACAUCUUCACCAGACUAGAUGAAGUCUCGCGGCAACAACUGAGAGAGCUCAGCUACGAGAAGCUAUUCUCACAGGACGAUGGGAGGGAUCUCGCCAAGCUUCUGGUCAAGGCAAUUGUUAACAGAAAUAUCGAGAGUGGCUCUAAUGUCGAGACCGUAGCCGAUGCCUUGCGAAGACGGUGCGGCAGCUUUUGCAGCCCCGACGACGUCGUCAUCUUCAAGGCCCAGGAGCAACUCAAGCGAGCUUCAGAGCAGCCUGUCAACACUAACCAAUUCCGAAAUCUUCUACACGAGAGUUUGAAGCUUUUCGAAAAGGUUGCUGGCAGCCUGGCGCUUGCCAACUUGCAAGCUGCGGUCACGCAGUAUGUCGACAUGAAAUAUUACGCUGGAGCUGUUCAGUUAUGUCUUGUUGUUGCUCGUGAAAAGGAUCGCGGUAACUCGGCUCUCGCUUGGGUCAAUGACGGCAAGCCACCAGGAGACCCCCGUGCAAAUGCGUUCAACGACCGAAAGCGGUGCUACGAUAUGAUUCAUGACGUGCUUGGCCAUUUGGAUGCCGCGUCAAGUAUUGAGCCAGAAAUGAUUGACGGCAAGCUCACUCUGAUCGCCACCAAGAGACGAGAGGCAUAUGAUGUGGUGAACGGGUCGGAUGAUGAAGUGUUUCACUUUGAUCUAUACGAGUGGUACAUUCAACAAGGAUGGACGGACCGCAUCUUGGCUAUUGACUCCCCUCAUGUCAUUACAUUUUUGGAGCGUCUGGCCGGUACCAAUGUCGAGCAUGCUGAUCUCCUCUGUCGCUUCUACACCAACCGCAGCCGUUUCUUUGACGCCGCAGAAGUUCAAGCCCAGCUGGCCAACUCUGAUUUCCCCAUCGGCAUCAAGGAACGCAUCAGGCUGCUGUCCCUUGCCAAGGCUAAUGCCAACGUCGCGACGGUUGGUGUGAGCCGACAGCAGCAGCAGCAGGUCAACCACCAAGUUACCGACCUCCUCGACGUGGCCAACAUCCAGGACGACUUACUGCAGCGGCUCAAGGCGGACGAUAGGAUUGACCCCGAGCGAAAGGCCGAGAUUGAACUUGCUCUCGACGGUAAAAUUCAGGGGCUCUCAGAGCUGUUCAAUGACUAUGCGGAUCAAGCAGGCUAUUACGAUUUAUGCCUGCUGAUCUACCACGCAGCCAACUACCGCAACCCUACCACCAUCGCGGGAACGUGGAGCAAUCUGAUCCAGCAGACACACGACGAAGUCAUGGCGAGACAGGAGAAGCCCGAACCGGGCAUGCCUACCCCCCCCUUGCCAUACGAGGCAGUCUCCAGCAAGAUCCAGAACAUUGCGCACCACACCUCCCUCGACAGCUUUGUGUUCCCCAUCCAGACACUACUUCCGGAGCUGUGUCGCUAUGCAGUGGCCUACCAGCAGGACGCCACGAUUGGCGCCGAUCCGACAUGGCCUGUACAGCUAUUCCUCACCCUCGGCGUAUCCCACGAUAUGAUUGUGAGAGUGCUCGAGAACAUCUUCGACACCCAGGACUACGGCUUCAGCGGCAUGGCUCGAAACCGCAUCAUCGAGAUCAUAGCGUACGUCGUCAACGACUGGGUUGCAGACGUGCGUCGACGCGGCGGUGCCGGCAAGGGCGGAUCUAUCGGACCCCCCGUCGCCGACCUCGUUGGCCGAUGCGAAUCUGCUCUCCCUCCACCAGGGCAGGGCAACAACAACGGAGGCGCGGAUCUGGCAGACGUCAGACGGGUGUUGAGGUCGCUGAGGAGGGAAAUCUCAGGAUUGAUCGAGAGAGUCCCCACCGGGAGCUUGAGGUUCAUGUGA
Metarhizium album ARSEF 1941 is the source of this 4263-nucleotide messenger RNA. Its product is annotated as nucleoporin Nup157/170. Gene Ontology annotation, biological process: protein localization to nuclear inner membrane; transcription-dependent tethering of RNA polymerase II gene DNA at nuclear periphery; RNA export from nucleus. The transcript is spliced from 3 exons. Gene Ontology annotation, cellular component: nuclear pore; nuclear pore inner ring. Bases 1 to 4263 code for a protein of 1420 amino acids. NCBI's taxonomy places the organism in Eukaryota, Fungi, Ascomycota, Sordariomycetes, Hypocreales, Clavicipitaceae. Gene Ontology annotation, molecular function: structural constituent of nuclear pore. The record is from RefSeq and is a predicted model, not a curated record.